This is a messenger RNA of Podarcis muralis (Common wall lizard), 5509 nucleotides long. It is a transcript of the gene SLC25A48, whose product is annotated as solute carrier family 25 member 48. Gene Ontology annotation, cellular component: mitochondrion. Gene Ontology annotation, molecular function: transmembrane transporter activity. The record is from RefSeq and is a predicted model, not a curated record. NCBI's taxonomy places the organism in Eukaryota, Metazoa, Chordata, Lepidosauria, Squamata, Lacertidae. Gene Ontology annotation, biological process: transmembrane transport.
GUUUCAGUUCUGAGGCUGCUGAAAGUUGUCAAAGAAACAAACUGCUGCAGUCACUCUGGGACACUGUGGGAUGUGGAAAAAAACAGGCUGAAGGAGGCAGAUUCAGAUUCUCUUCUGUUGCUUGCUUGGUGCUGAAGGAGCUGAAUGUGAACUGCAAACUGCCCAAGAAUAAAACUGAACAGGACUGCUUUUUUAAUAAUAAUAAUAAUAAUAAUAAUAAUAAUAUUAUGGGCAGCCUUCAGUUGGAUGAUUUUGUAGCUGGAUGGGUAGGAGGAGCUGCUGCUGUAAUUGUGGGACAUCCUCUGGACACAGUAAAGACUCGCUUACAAGCUGGACAAGGCUAUGGAAACACAUUUAAAUGUGUUCUCACUGUCUACAGGAAUGAAGCUGUGGCUGGGUUCUUCAAGGGAAUGUCUUUCCCACUAGUUAGCAUUGCUAUCUACAACUCAGUGGUAUUCGGCGUAUUUAGCAAUACCCAAAGGCUCAUUAGCCAACAGCGCUAUGGGAAUUCUCACCAUCCUCCAUCACUUGCGGACUUGGCUCUAGCAAGCAUGGCAGCAGGGGCUGUUUCAGUUGGAAUUGGUGGUCCAGUUGAUCUGGUAAAGAUAAGGCUGCAGAUGCAGACACAAACAUUUAUUGCAGCAGCCAACCUAAACCUGAAGCACAGAGCGGCUGGCUUUUCAGUAGAGACUGCUUACAGAGGUCCAGUUCACUGUGUUGGCAUGAUCCUUCGGCAGGAGGGUUUAGGGGGAUUGUACCGCGGUUCUUCUGCCAUGAUUCUGAGGGAUAUUCCGGGAUAUUGCUUAUACUUCAUCCCUUACACGUUACUUUGUGGAUGGAUCACUCCAGAGGGAUGCCUUUCUCCGAGUCCCUUUUCUGUGUGGAUGGCCGGUGGCAUCGCAGGAGCAAUAUCUUGGGGAACAGCCACUCCUAUGGAUGUUGUCAAGAGUCGCCUUCAAGCUGACGGGGUUUAUUGGAACAAAUACAGAGGAGUCAUUGACUGUAUCUCCCAAAGUUACCACAGUGAAGGUCUAAAAGUCUUUUUCAGGGGCCUUACAGUGAAUGCAGUGCGAGGAUUCCCAAUGAGUGCUGCCAUGUUUCUUGGAUAUGAACUUUCACUCAAAGCUCUAAGAGAACAAGCAGAAGCAAAUCCUUGAAUUCCAGGGAACUUCUGUACUUGACCAUUGCUUUCACUUCCUGAACCAAAUCAACUGCACGGCCUUGAUCAGAAACUUGAUUUUACCAACAUGGAAUAUGAAGUGAAGAAAUUUCAUCAGAAUGUUCUGUUCACGAUGAGUGGUUUUUGAUAUGGUACAUGGACUGAAGAGUUUCGAGGAUGGAUCAGCUGAAUUCUCAUUCAAAUCCUCUCUCUUCUAAAAUGUUUUGUUCUAAAGACAAAAGCAAUUUUAACAUGCACAUGGUUGUCUGGCAAUGAUAAAAAACAUUUAUUGGUGAAGUAAGAGUGCAACGUGUUCUGCUGGGAAACAACCACAGAUGUCACUUUCUAGCACCAUCAGUAAGUAGUUAAUUGUGGUCCUUGAAGAAUCAAAGAAAAUAUAUUCCCAUGUACUCAAACUGUCUUCCUGUUUGUUGCCAUGUGACUAGAUACUUUAUCCAUUGUAAGACAAGAAAGAAUGUAAUAACCUCAUGAAGUUUAAGCAUUUAUGUAGCAAAUUUACACUUGUGAUUCUUUUCCCCCAUCCCAAAUGUGAUAAAUGUGAUACAAUUAUUUGUACUGUCCCAUGAUGUUGCGCUCUCUGACAUUUUAUCUUAUGGAGCAUGGUUCAUUGCACCAAAUGAGAAUCCAAAUGUAAGAUCAAGUAAAUCAGGUGGAAUCACUGUAUAUCUGCCAUCCAUUCGGCAUUGCUGUAGGUAUCUGACUCCUAGUUGGCUCCUUUAGUAAAUGGGUGGCAGAGGAGUAGUGCAUGCAGAAUAAGGCUAGGCUGCUGUUUUCAGAAUUUCCCCUAGUUAGCCCUUCUUAGCCAAGUAAAAACCAGUUUCUCGAUUAGCAGACCUCAGUCUCAGACAUUAUUUCUCAAUUCAGGAUAUAAGAAAUAAAUGAAUGCAUCAGUUUAGUUGUGACAGGUAUCUGAUGAGAAAAUAUAGGAGAGGAUAAAGGUUAUGGGUGCAUCUCGGAGACUAGAGAAUUUGAACAAACAGGAAGGGAUGGUAAAGGAGUAGACGAAAUAAAACUUGCAUGAUCCCUUUGCUUUACCAAAAUAGCUAAGGAACACAGUCUGUAGACAAAUCGGGCAACGUAGUGCUUUUCUUUAACAAUUGGAAUGUUAUCUGCUGCUGCAACUAGAAGACCAGGGAAAAUACUUUGGAUAAAAUAUCACUCUGAAAUAAAAAUUGCUUUACUAUUAGCAGUGCAACACAGCUCCACUGAACCCCAAAUAUACUGUAAAUUGUGAUCUUUGUUUACAUAAGGGGAGUAACUCCCUGUUUAUGUAGUUGGAAGCUUCAGCAGCCUUUGUUAUGGUGGAACACACUAUUCUCUUGGACCACUUGUGUCAAGAAUGGCAGUACAGUAUCUCUGUUCUUUUUGCCCAGUAGGACCCAGAGGGUGCUUAUUGUGGAUUAUUAACACCGUCACCAUGUAACUUAGUAUGAACAUACUGGUUAAGAACAUCUAAUCUGGGACUCACAUAACCUGAUGGAUCCUGUCUUCCUACAUCAUCCCAUGCUACACUUGUGGUUGGGAAAUCUAGCAUUGAUCUUUAUGCUAUCAGUGCACCAGAUUAGGACAGUGAUACCUAUGAACCUGGCACUUACCACUGUUCCCCCUAGCCUAUCCCAUUGAUCCACUUUCCUACUGAGGUGAGGAAAACUUUGCUUGACUGGUUUUGCCAAAGGAAUAGUUUCUUUAUAAUUUCAGUGAAUUCUUAAAUUAUAUUUUAACAGACCUGGGGUGGUUAAUUUUAGUGGGACGCAUUUCGUGUUUUAUGUGAACUGCUUUGUACAUUUAGGAACCAGACUUUAAAGUGUUUUAAUUAAAAAGGAGUUGUAUCCAAUGUGAAUCAUACUAAGACCAGACCCUCUGAAAUUAAUGGGCAAGAUAAACUUAGGUUCAUUCAUUUCAAUGACUCAAGAGUAUAAUUUAGCUUGAUACAACUCAAGGAAUGAAGCCAAAUGUUGGAAGGCUCAGGACAUACAAAAUUAACUACGCAUUGUGUGAAGAAGUAGUUUAACUUAUGGUAUUUUUAAUUUAAAUUGAGAUUAGACAAAUUCAUAAUAUCAAUUGUUACUCGACAUAAUGGCUAUUUUGAGUAUAAUAUCAGAAGCAGCAAUUCCCUGAAUGCCAGAUGUUGGGAGGCACACAACACUCACAUCAUGCCUGUGGGCUUCCCAUAAGCAUCUGGUUGGACACUGUGAGAACAGGAAGCUGGAUCAGUUGUGCCUUUGAGCUUAUCCAGCUGGACUCUUCUGAUAUUCCUCUUCUGAAUUUCUAGAUGGCAAGUACUUAGUCAUUAGGGACAGGUCCAUAUCUCAGGAACCCAGGAAACUGCCUUACAGCGGCUCAGACCCAUUCAUCCACCUAGCUCACUAUUGUCUAUGCUUGUUGGCAGCAGUUCUCCAGGGUUUCAGUUUUUCCUAGCCCUACCUGGUGAUGCCAGAUAUUGAACAUGGGACCAUCUGCAUGGGUUCCACCAAUGAGCUGCAGCCCUCCCCUCUUCCAUUUCAUUUCCCCCUAAGCCCACUUUAAAACUACUCAUCAGCAUUCUUGGUAGAGUUAGAUAAGAUAGACAACCCUUGUGCAUAGAUGGCAAAUAGGUUUCUGUAGAAUUCAGGCAAAUGUCUUUUUCCCACCCUGUCAUGAGAUUCCAGGUGAGCUGGGACCCUGCACAUACAAGCAUUGCAAGCCAGAUUUCUUUUUAUUGACUUCAAAGUUAUUCUAAGGUCUGAUGUUCUUCAAGACGGGCCUGUCAAUUUUUCAAAGAAAAAAGUGUAAACAUUAAUCCAAAACUGGAAGUGGUGUUGGUUCACUGAAGAUGCAAUCUUUAACUGUUCUUCUAUAAGCUUACAUAUCAACUGAUGGUCAGUGCCAGUGUAAACUGAAUUUCAGAAUACAGCACUUCCAAAAGGGAAAUCUUUAACUCUUUAUAUGUUUAUUUUUAUCCGUCAUUUGGAGAAGGAAGAAAACAGGAGAACAAAUGACAUUUGCAAGGGGUUAUUGACCUUUCAAUUUCUCCUGUAGCUUGUAUAUAUGCACAGAGGGAAUUCAUAUUGUCUGGAACACGAAACAUGGUAUAUCCUCAAGUUGUCCAUUACAAAUCAUUGAUAUCAUGGCUGUUUUAGGAAUGAUGUGUGAUGGGAGGAGGGAGGCCAUUUUUGUGAUCAGUGGAAGUCAAAUAUCUGCCAGGUGCCAUGUGGCAUAUAUGCAUACUUAUAUGCCUGGGAUAUAUCCCAAAAUAUGUCAGGGAACUACUUUUUGUAAUAACUAAAAAGGUAAAAAAACAAACAAAAAAACAGUACUAUUGUGUUGUAACAUUACAGGUUUUUACCAUUUUGGAAAUUAGCUCCCUGUGUGAAUUCUUUUGCCUCUAGCUUAGCAGUUGGAUUUUUGCUCCAACUUCAGCCAUGCUGGCCUUUCAUGCAUGACAUUCUUCAAGCAAGGGCUGGAUAUUACUAAUUUCCUUUAAGAAAUCACUUGCAAAAUUUGCAGAAUUAUGUUCUAGAGAACUUGGUUCAGAUGGGUAGGUUUGUAUCUAAGUUGUUGGAGCACAAUAGGGUUGUCAGCUUUCCUUUGCUUAGGCCACAAUGCAGACCUCCCGCCACUGCUGCAUCUCCUGUGCUGUUGCACAUGGCCAGGGCAGAAGGUGAGCGUUAGUAAGAUCGCUGAAGCAGCCUGAAGUUGAUGCAGUGGCCAGGCCACCAUGCAGCUACAGUGUGACUUACCUUGGGAUCUAAUGAGCUUGGCUGGCUCAACCUUUUCCCCUCCCUGCCUCAUGAAUGCCCCACUUCAGAGCCUUCCAAGAGCAGGCUGCAAACCAAUAACACUUUCACCCCGCCACACAUUUAGUGAUGCCCUCACUGAUGGUGUGAUGCUUGCAGCACUCUGUGGGUGGUGGGAGGCCAAUAUAGCUAGGAGAGCUGGCCAGAGGGACACCUCCGUCCAAACCCACACCCACCAAAUGCAAGGUAGGGGUUAGAUUGCUCUGUUAACGUACUGCAGGCAUUCGUGAAGAUAGACCUACCCUAUCUUUUAAAUUAUUUCAAGUUGAUUUUUACUGUGUUGAGUUCCCGAAGAUAAGAAUAUAAGAUAUAUCCUCCUUAUGCGUUUUGUGCUAGUCCUACUCAGAGUAGAUCCAUUGAAGUUAAUAGAUAAAUUAACUUCUGUGUAUUAAUUUCAGUGGGUUUAUUCUGAGUAGAAUCUUGGAGCACAAGGCUGCUGUCAGGAGAAUUUCGGUACUUAUAUCAAUAUGUUGUUUUACAAUUCUUACAAACAAUUGCUAGUCACAUCUACUAAGCCGAAUUUGCUAUUCAUUUUUGUUUCAAAUUGAGAUUU